Molecule: messenger RNA, 990 nt
Organism: Ectocarpus siliculosus
Lineage: Eukaryota; Phaeophyceae; Ectocarpales; Ectocarpaceae
Source: the annotation of a GenBank genome assembly
AUGAAUGCAUCCAUUCGAGCGAUAUCCGUGGCGGGAAACGAACGCACGGGCUUGUCGAGCUCAGCAACUACCGCUGCCGCUCGGCGAUGUUUCGCGGCCAGAGCGAAGAAAGGGGCGGGGUCUAACAAGGGCCGUGGGGUUGGUGAGGACUCAGACGUGGUGCCCAAGAAGCAGCUGGCGCUUUCCAUGGCGCUGAAGCAGGUGGAGAUGGCCUACGGGAAGGGGGCCGUGAUGCAGCUGGGCUCCGCUGAGGUCGCCAAGGUCGAGGUUAUUCCGACAGGAUCGUUGUCGCUGGACCACGCCCUGGGCGUCGGCGGUCUUCCUAGAGGCAGGGUUGUGGAGGUGUACGGGCCGGAGAGCUCAGGAAAAACCACCGUGGCCCUGCACGCGGUGGCCAAGUGCCAAAAGGCCGGGGGCACCGCGGUCUUCAUCGACGCGGAGCACGCCCUGGACUCUGCGUACGCCAAAGCCAUCGGCGUGGACAUGACCAAGCUCUACCUUGCGCAGCCGGACAACGGAGAGCAAGCCCUCGACAUUGUGGACACGCUGGUGAAGUCGGCGGCGGUGGACAUGGUGGUUGUCGACUCUGUGGCAGCGCUUGUGCCCAAGGCAGAGCUGGAAGGGGAGAUGGGAGACCAUCACAUCGCCCUGCAGGCGAGGCUCAUGAGCCAGGCGCUCCGCAAGCUUACGGCGAUCCUGAAUACCACUCGCUGCACUCUCAUCUUCAUCAACCAGAUCCGACAGAAGGUCGGCGUUGUCUUCGGAUCCCCGGACGUUACGUCGGGGGGGAUGGCCCUGCGAUUUUACUCUUCGGUGAGGCUCGAGGUCCGGAAGGGUCAAGCCAUCAAGCAAAACGGAGAGAUGGUCGGCACCAAGCGUGGCGUGCGCGUGCUUGUGGGCGUGCGCUUCUUCAUUCAGGGUUUACCGCGCUACAAGGUCCGCUGGCCGAUGGAAAAGACGCCAGUCUUGCAGGGCAAAACAAAUGCUUGA